GUUGUCGUUUACACCGCGGCGCCGAUUGACGAUCAGUCACGAACGUCCAUCAUUACAUAGCUCAUUUUAAUUCAAUCGUGUUUUCAACGGUACGAAGACAGCUCCCACAGUUCACAGAUAAAAUCCGAAUAGUUAUAAAAAUCCUAUGCAUCAACACUGCACGUCAGGCGGUAAGAUUCGUCGAUAUAAUUCGAAGUGAGACAUUUUAGCAAAUACGAUUAUAUACAGUUUAGAUGACUUUGAUUAGCUCUACAGACUGGAACGUAAACCACCAACGAUACCGUAUUGGGAAAUUGUAAUUUUCACGCCCAUUGAAACAGAUAAAUAAUUAUUAUUGCAAAGACGACGGAAGUACGUCCGGUGGCGUUGCGUCUUCAGCGUAAUCGUUACUACAACAUAUUACACGCAAACAAACGCGCAUUGUGCGUGUAUUCCGGAAGGGGUAACACUACUAACACCCAAAGGAGAAGACACACAUUACUGUUUCUCUUAUAGUAGCAGCGAGCACAUGGUUCAGUGACAAUAUGUCCAGGAAAAUGGGAGCUUCGACUCCCUCAUAUUACCCGUCCGAAGCUGAUUUCGUAGUAAAGACGCCACAGAAACCAAUUACCUGUAAACCUCGACACCAUUCCGAUCAAAUACAAUACAUUAGCCUGAUCGGACUGAUGCAAGUAGUUACCGGAUGUCUGAUGGUCGUUUUUGGCGUGCUAUCGAUGUUACACGAGGCGUCGUUGUCCAGUGUGGGCGCCGGCCUUUGGAGCGGUGCAAUGGCCAUGGGCAACGGAGUAGUUGGACUGAUGGCUAGCUUGAACGGAUGUCUUUCCCCAGACAGGACACUAUCUCCACUUUCCGUCACAAUUUAUCUUGCACUGUGUUUAGUGUCCGUGGGUGUCAGUAAUUUGGCCAUCAUACUUACAGCUAUUGGACUGCUGAAGGACUCUCAGAAGCCAUAUUAUAUCAUUCCAAAAGACAAGACGCAUUAUAAAACUUUAACAGCGGAUCAGUUACAGACAAAUUGGGCUCCCGUAUUGGCAAAUUUAGGUUUACUACUGGCCACGUCUGUACAAUGUCUGACCACAAUGUUGGCCGCAUUCCGUUUCUACCGACUCGUUAGAUUAAUUGUGGCCGGUGAACAACAAACUUCAUGGUCGAGUUCAAGACACAGGAGUUCAUCAUGUUGCAGUUCAAGCGUCGGAAGUAAACAGAAACUUGUACAAAAGUGGUUGGUGCAACAAACCCCAUCUCAGCUGGACCGACCUCGUCAGCAGACAAACUAUCCUGGAAAGGCCUACAGUAAUAAAAUGGGUAUUUACGACGAAACGAGUACCUUACCCAAGUGGAAAAGUCACCGGACGACGCCAACACUGAAACCGGCAAGACCAGACAGAAGGGAAAGAAGACCAUCAAACGAUGCCGCGGACGUGCAUAGGGCAUACACGGGUAUGGACAGAGAGAUUGUUGAAGAGUUCAUUUCUGUCACUAUGGACCCAAAACACUAUAGCUGAUAUCGUGUAUUUUAUAUAAUAUAUUUUAAGUAUAAGCGGAUUGAAAAUUUUAUUAUACAUUUAAAAAGGCGUAUUAUCUAUUUGGAACGCAACUGCCUAAUAUACGUAUUUCCGAUGGAAAUGUUUAUUCGAACACGGAGACCUCUGAAAAGUGUUCAUUUAAAAAAUGUAUUUUCAAAAUACUUUACGAAAAUAUAUUUAUAGCAAAUUUAUGAAUUGUACAUGUGUACCUCAACAUAUAGAUGUAUUACAAUGAAUAUUAGAUACGUACAAAAUAUUAUUAACAUCGUGCACUUCAUGUGAAAGAUUAUAAUGAUAUAUAAUGCCCAUGUUUUCAUUAUGUUUGAAUAAAAAAUUGAAUAAUACUUAAA
Rhopalosiphum padi (bird cherry-oat aphid) is the source of this 1876-nucleotide messenger RNA. RefSeq lists its product as uncharacterized. NCBI's taxonomy places the organism in Eukaryota, Metazoa, Arthropoda, Insecta, Hemiptera, Aphididae. Bases 525 to 1505 code for a protein of 326 amino acids. The record is from RefSeq and is a predicted model, not a curated record. The transcript has 5 exons.